Messenger RNA from Lasiosphaeria miniovina, 1002 nucleotides. RefSeq lists its product as uncharacterized. Gene Ontology annotation, cellular component: membrane. NCBI's taxonomy places the organism in Eukaryota, Fungi, Ascomycota, Sordariomycetes, Sordariales, Lasiosphaeriaceae. The record is from RefSeq and is a predicted model, not a curated record. The transcript has 6 exons. The coding region runs from base 1 to 1002 and encodes 333 amino acids.
AUGUCAGACCAGAGAACUCCGCUCCUACACGACCGCCAGGGACUCCCCCUCCCAAUUGGGUCCUCUCAAGUCCAAGACCACCCUAUCUUUCUUCGAGUGUGUCAUUCGCCAUGGCCCUGGCUCAACCAAAGCACCUUGGUCUACCUUCGAUCCGCCAUCUUGAGCUACCUCACGGUUGUCGGUUGGAUGCUCAUUGACUACAAGAUCUAUAAGAGGGAGGAUGCCCACACUGCUUGGCGCAUUCUCUUUCAGUUCUCGACGCUGGCAUAUGUCCUCCUGUGGUUCUACCAUCUCGUGGCCUUUUCUUGGAGCUUCACCCAUCUGUACUACCCGGACAUCCAGGAUGGCGAUCAGCGCUGGGAAUCCAGGAUUCUCCGGAAGAUGUCGCCGCCUAUCCAGACCCUACACUCACGCAAGCGGCUUUACUUCAGCCUGUUCUACACCUUUGUUCAUGUGGUUGUAUUCAUGAAUGCGAUCAUCUACUGGACAGUGCUGGUCCCGGCGGAGCAUGGCCAUUUUCCCAAGAAGGACGAGGCAGCUGACGAGUCAGUUGAAGACUUCUUCGGUGAUGGAUGGUUCAAGCCAUUUUGCAUCAUCAACUUGUGGGGUGUCAUAGCACUUCUUGGUUUCGUGGAAAUCCUGAUCCUCAACAGCGUCAAGCGCCCAGUGCCCGUCCCGACCCACAUCUUUACCAUCAUGUUCUUUCUGUCGGGCUAUCUUGGCUGGGCUGCGUUCGGCAAAAUCUUGACUGACCAUUACCCCUACUUCUGGAUGGACCCCGAGGCGAUGGAAAAGACCGAGAUUGUUGCCGCCUACUCUUCCGCGUUUGUGGGACUGGGCGCAACAGUAGUUUUUGCCUUCAUAUAUGGGCUCAUCGGCAUACGCGAAAACCUCACGAAGAGGGACGAACAGCCAGCCCAGUUCAAUGCUGUCCAAUUUUCUGUCGCGGUUGACGGCGGAGAAGAGUUUCAGAGAGCAAAUGGGCAGCAACAACAACGCUAA